UGCGCUAUUCUGAUUGGAGAAACAGGAUGUCAAUCAUUCACUGGAACAACUGCUGUACAUGGCCGGCCAAAUACUGUCAACACUCACGACUGUUCUUUUAGGCCGGAAUUAAAACCCACACAGGGUUUCUGCUGCUGGUGCUUCGGAUGUCCAAGUACAAACUCUUUCUGCUGAGGCAUGGGGAGGGGGCCUGGAACAAAGAGAACCGUUUCUGCAGCUGGGUUGACCAGAAGCUGAGCGAGGAUGGCCUGAAGGAGGCCCAGGACUGUGGUAGGCUCCUGAAGGAGCAGGGCUACAAGUUUGACUUAGUAUUUACCUCCAUACUCAGUCGCUCCAUCCAGACAGCAUGGCUGGUGCUGGAGGCUAUGGGUCAGGAGUGGGUUCCCGUUGUCAAAUCCUGGAGACUAAACGAGCGACACUAUGGUUCCCUGAUUGGCCUGAACCGGGCGGAGAUGGCCCUACAACAUGGAGAGGAAAAGGUGAAGUUAUGGAGAAGGAGCUACGACAUAACUCCACCUCCUAUUGAGGAAUCCCACCCUUACUUCCUGGAAAUCUACAAUGACCGCAGAUACACCACUUGUGACGUGCCAAAGGAGAACCUUCCCCGAGCAGAGAGCCUGAAGGAGGUGUUAGACAGGCUGCUGCCAUACUGGGACAGCACUGUGGUGCCAGAAAUAAGGAAAGGCAGGACUGUGCUCAUUUCUGCUCAUGGAAACAGCUGCAGGGCUCUGCUAAAACACCUGGAAGGUAUAUCGGAUGAGGGUAUUGCCAGCGUGACUUUACCUACAGGGAUACCUGUGCUUCUUGAACUGGAUGAAAACCUCAAGCCCGUGAAACCUCGACAGCUCUUGGGAGACCAGGCGAAGAUUCAGGCGGCAAUCAAGAAGGUGGAGGAUCAGGGAAAAGCCAAACAGUCAACUUGAAUGCACUAAACUGGCUGUAGCUAUGUUCUGGUUACAGGUGCUCACUUUUAUUAGGUACUGGUUCAGUGAAACCUCUUGAAAAGACUCAAAUACAAAUAAUAUAUAACAUCCGACAAUAACAACAACAACAACAGCAACAAAUGGUUGUUAAUACGUUUUACGUUUUACAGUUAAAGGUGUGAAAAUGCUGUAUGUGUAAUAGUGUCCUGACCUGGACACAGAAAGUGUUACAGGUCAGACUGGUGCGACAGGAGCAGGAGGAAGUACUGUACUGUGUACUGUAAAUGUGUUGACGCUGUGUUAAGUUGUAUUAUGUGUAAGCACGGAUAUUUAAGCUAACUGUCCCUACUUAUGCCUGUAUGGUGACCCUGAAGUGAUUAUUUAAUUAUUUACUCAUUGACUCUACCAUGAAGAUUAAUAGUCAUGUGGUGAAGCUGAAAAAAACUUGAAAAAAUCAUAUCCAGAAAGAAGACUUUCUAAAAGAUGCUGUUCUGUUACAUUAAUAAGCUUUAGGAAUAUUCCCUUACAUUGAAACAUGUGCCUUCAGUAUUAACGUAAUGCUCAAAUUCAACUAUUUUUCUAAAAAAAAAAGCAUUUUUUACGCAAAGCAUCUAACAGCUCUUUUGGUGAUUAUUUAAGAUUAAAAGCACUCCGUUAACAAAUCUUACCUCAUAGAAAUUGAUAGCUAAGCUGUUCAUUCCAAGGAUGGGGUUAUUGUGAGCCGCAGAAAUGCUGUAAAUAUGCAAAACCACUGAAAUCCUCUACUGUCCCACACAUGAGUUGCUCAUAUUUUGAAACUGCGUACUCAUUAAGAGUAAGCAAGACAGCUGAAGUUGUUUUUCUUUGAGGUUUAUACAGUACAUAUACUCUGACGCAAAAAAAAAGGUUGAGUUGAAAACACUGGCAAUUUGGUAUGAUGACUGGAUUACGCUUUGCACUUUUUAGAUUUUUAUUUAAAUGAAUCCCCUUCCUAAUUAAAUACAAAAACUGUGAAUGGUAAAUACCAUUAUUCUGGAUGAAUAGGACAUUUUAAAAUAAAAACACAAUUUGGGUUUUAAUUUUAAAGUCUUAACUUAUUAUCAUGUGCAAUUUGAUGUUGCUUAUGUAAUGUGUGAAAAUGUUACAAAUCACUCUUGAGUCUGCACAUUAUGUCUUAUAACAGCACUAUCAUUCUUGUUACUACCGUGUGUGGCACUUCAUUGUAUGCAUCGUAUUGUGUCUCUUGUUUGUUUUUCCCUGCCGAUGUUAUUUUGUAUACUGGUCUGUUAAGUCAACAGGGGGGAAGAGAUAUGUUAAGAACAUGCAUUUGUAGAUACUAAAGAGUAGAAAACACUGAUGUACUGGUGAGAGGAUUUAACGUCUUACCUGCUGUUCACACCUUACCAUGUGAGAGUCUGCAUGAUGGAAUAAAAGGAAAUGUAAAUUCUCCUUUUAAAAAAAAAA
Messenger RNA from Cottoperca gobio, 2366 nucleotides. It is a transcript of the gene bpgm, whose product is annotated as 2,3-bisphosphoglycerate mutase. The record is from RefSeq and is a predicted model, not a curated record. NCBI's taxonomy places the organism in Eukaryota, Metazoa, Chordata, Actinopteri, Perciformes, Bovichtidae. Gene Ontology annotation, molecular function: intramolecular phosphotransferase activity. Gene Ontology annotation, biological process: glycolytic process. The transcript has 3 exons. The coding region runs from base 147 to 923 and encodes 258 amino acids.